This is a messenger RNA of Cyprinodon variegatus (sheepshead minnow), 3829 nucleotides long. Its product is annotated as plastin-1-like. Lineage: Eukaryota; Metazoa; Chordata; Actinopteri; Cyprinodontiformes; Cyprinodontidae. The transcript has 18 exons. Gene Ontology annotation, cellular component: actin filament bundle; actin filament; cytoplasm. Gene Ontology annotation, biological process: actin filament bundle assembly; actin filament network formation. The record is from RefSeq and is a predicted model, not a curated record. The coding region runs from base 1283 to 3181 and encodes 632 amino acids. Gene Ontology annotation, molecular function: actin filament binding; calcium ion binding.
CAGAGGAAGAAAAGAGCUGAGGGGAACAAGAAGAUACACACCUGGUACAUGUGAAGGAUUCAUGUGUUGAUAUGAAUUUUUGUCGUCAACUUGUCUAAGCUGAUGCUUCAGGACAAAAUGGAAGAUUGUGCUAGGGAUUACCCAAUCGAUUUUUUAUUAUUUUUGGUGUUUCAAGCUGCUCCCUCUCUCUAAAUACAGAGAGGGAGAAAAACACCAGAGAGGAAAUACUUAAAAGGAGGGGCAAGAAAGUAUUUUAAGGGGAAAAAAGGAACUGCAACUACUCCUCUGGAAGCUGAUUUGCACUCUGCACUGGCAGAUUGUGGAUUUUCUGCCCUUUCAGCGUGCCUGGGAUUUGAUUGACAUUGAUGUUACUAACCUAAGCUCUGCCUAGCUUACUGAGUGAACCCGCAGCUGGAGUUUUCUUUGCAGAAUGUCAGAAAGAAUGGAUGAAAAGGUUCUUUUCAACAAGAAGAUUCAAGUUUUUGUCAGGACUUGCCAUUUUUUCUGAUCUGAAAUCUAAACCUCUCUAUAGCAGCUCCGCAUGUAGCCUCAUUGUCCUGCUGGACGGCUGACAUACAUCAAGGUCCUAACCCUUCUAUUCUCUAACAGCAAUUCUUCCAACUUUGUCCAUCUUCUAAUAAACUCUGAAGAACAGCAUCCCCCAAGGAUGAUCUUACCAACCCUGGUUAUAGCAUAUUUUUAGUACCGGUAUGUCAAAUAGUGUUUUAAACAUACAAGGGAUCUACUUUUUGUGAUGAUGUGCACAUACAGUUGACAUUAAUACAGUUGCAAAUAUAUAAUGUGGAAUAAACAUUAUGUUCAAUAUUAUAACUGUCUUUUUCUCAAAUGUACAAUUUUGCUUGGAAAUUGAAAGUGUCAAUUUUUAAUUCCUGAUUGACUCAGCAUUUGAACUGAUAAGACAGACAUUUGAGUAAAACUCCUUUUACGUCACAUAAUACUUUUUAAAUUCAUUUUUAACCUGUUGUUGAUUCCACAGCACUGAUAAAUGCUUCUUGAACAAUUUAACCCCCCAUGCCCGACUCAAAGACAAAGCAUGAUCCAUGGUUAAAUGUUAACAUUCCAGCUCCGCCCGUCACAGGUCUAAGCAGACCAAAGGUUCACCGUCAGCCUUCUCCUAGUGACUCCACCUGAGAGUGGUAAUCAGCUGCUUGGCUUCUCCACGAUCCAACUUCUUUCUGUUCUAGUGUCUAACUGCAGAGCUCAGAAACACACAUCUCUUGCAGUUGGCCUUUAAAUCAAGGUACAAACAACAGGAGCCGCUAUGGAUGCUCAUUACACGCAUAUUUCCAGAGAGGAUCUAGAAGACCUCCGAGAAGCCUUUAAUAAAAUUGAUAUUGACAACAGUGGCUAUGUGAGUGACUUUGAGCUCCAGGAGCUGUUCAGAGAGGCGAGCCUCCACCUGCCUGGGUACAAAGUGAGGCAGAUUGUUGAGAGCUUCAACGCUGGAGAUGCUAACAAAGAUGAAAAGAUCAGCUUCAGUGAAUUUGUUUCCAUUUACCAAGAUCUGAAGAGUAAGGAGAUCAGUGAGUCAUUCAAAAGAGUCCUCUCUAAAAAAGAUGGGAUUUACUCUUUCGGAGGCCUUUCUGGAGUCUCCUGCGAGGGAACACAGCACUCCUAUUCAGAUGAGGAGAAAGUAGCCUUCGCUAGAUGGAUCAACAAAUCUUUGGCAAAGGAUCCUGACUGCAAACACCUGCUGCCUGUAGACCCAACUGAUGAGAGCCUUUUUGCCUCACUGCGUGAUGGCAUCCUGCUCUGUAAGCUCAUCAACCUGUCCCAGCCAGACACAAUCGAUGAACGAGUCAUCAACACAAAGAAACUUACCACCUUCACAAGGAGGGAAAACAUUGUCUUAGCCCUGAACUCAGCCUUGGCAAUUGGCUGCACGGUGGUGAGCAUCGAUGCACAUGACCUGAUGGCUGGGAAACCCCACCUGGUCCUGGGACUCCUGUGGCAGAUUAUCAAGGUCGGCCUCUUUGCUGAUAUCGAAAUCUCCAGGAACGAAGGCUUGAUUUCCAUUCUGAUGGAAGGAGAGGACAUAGAGCAUCUCAUGUCUCUGUCUCCUGAGGAGCUUCUUCUACGAUGGGUCAACUACCACCUAAUCAAUGCAGGAACAGAACAAAUCAGCAAUUUCAGCUCUGAUAUCAAGGACUCAAGGGCCUACUUCUACCUGUUGGACCAGAUUUCCCCACGAGAUGAAGAUGAAUUCCACAUGGGGAUCAAAAUCAACAUGGCUGGCCUCAAUGAGUGGGAUUUGGAGCGAAGGGCUGAGCUGAUGCUGCAGGAAGCAGCCAAGUUGGACUGCAGGCAGUUUGUUUCUCCCCGUGACGUCACGUCUGGAAACAUCAAACUCAACCUGGCCUUUGUGGCCAACUUGUUUAACAUGCAUCCUGGUCUGCACAAGCCUAAGUUUAACCUGGAAGGGGAACACAUAGAGCCUGAAACCAGGGAAGAGAAAACAUUCCGUAACUGGAUGAACUCCCUAGGUGUCUCUCCACGUGUAAACCAUCUUUAUCGGGACCUUUGUGAUGGCAUAGUGAUUUUGCAGCUUCUAGAAAAAGUCAGAGUAGUUGUGGACUGGAAGAGAGUCAACAACCCUCCUUAUCCUCAACUGGGAGGAAAUAUGAAGAAGCUGGAGAACUGCAACUAUGCCGUAAGGCUCAGCAAGGAGGACGCCAACUUCUCUCUGGUCGGAGUUGGAGGACAAAACAUCAACGAGGGAGAUCGUGUGCACACCCUGGCUCUGGUGUGGCAGCUGAUGAGAAGGUACACUGUCAUGGUUCUGUCCAAUUUGGGCCACAAAGAGAAAGAUGUGGAUCAGUUUAUCCUAAACUGGGUCAACACCACCCUUAAGGACAGUCGAAAGGAGACACACAUCAGCAGCUUUAAGGACAAGCUGAUCAGCACCAGUUUGCCUGUGAUUGACCUGAUUGACGCCAUCGCCCCUGGCAUGGUGAAGUGGGACAUGGUGAAGAGAGGAGAAAAGGGGGUGUUGAAGAAUGAUGAGAAACUCAACAAUGCCAAGUAUGCAAUCUCCUUGGCCCGUAAGAUCGGCGCUCGAGUCUACGCCCUGCCUGAUGACCUGGUGGAGGUGAAAAAUAAAAUGGUGAUGACGGUGUUUGCCUGCCUCAUGGGACAUGACUUGAGAAAAAGCAAACGCUGAAUAGAAAACCAUGUUUUAAAACAAAAGAAACCUACAUUUGCAUCUUUUCUCCUUUUUGUUUUUAAUUUGUAUCAUACUUUUCUUUCCUUUCAAUGAACUUUUUGCAUUUAUCUGCCAGAACAAAUCUAUAGGACAUUUGUUGUUUUCCUAGCUAACUUGUAAUUGAUUUCAAUUUUGUUAAGCUGCUUCAUUAGUUUAUCUAUGAUUUGAUUCAUACAGUUUUUUUAAACACCACUUUGGUUGAUUCUAAAUAAACUUUUCCUAGUCCGAAGCGUUCAUCACCUUUUGCAAUUAAAGAUGAACCACAGGGGUGAAAGAAUCACAAAUAAAAGCCUUAUUUUAAACCUAUGAAUGUCAUGCACUGAAUAUUGAUAUUAAAUUACUGAACUGAACAUUAUUAAAUAUAAAAGUUCAAUAGUUUUGUGUGUAUACUGUGUCUGUGCUUUUCUAUUCCCAGAUGGUUUGAAUCAGCCACAUGAAAUGUAAGGCUUUUAUAAUCUGAGUCUUUGAAACCUGAUUUAUCAUUAUAGAUUUCAUAGGCUUGUAAAUUGUGUAAACCAUAUAUUGCAUCUCUGUAUGUUUUGGGAUUAACAAAAAAGAAAUGAAUGGAAGAAAGAGGUUGCUGCAAAUUCAUUUAAGUUUAGUGUA